This is a messenger RNA of Nilaparvata lugens (brown planthopper), 1269 nucleotides long. Its product is annotated as early growth response protein 1-like. Gene Ontology annotation, cellular component: nucleus. Gene Ontology annotation, biological process: regulation of transcription by RNA polymerase II; central nervous system development. The annotation marks the transcript as partial. The transcript has a single exon. NCBI's taxonomy places the organism in Eukaryota, Metazoa, Arthropoda, Insecta, Hemiptera, Delphacidae. The record is from RefSeq and is a predicted model, not a curated record. Gene Ontology annotation, molecular function: RNA polymerase II cis-regulatory region sequence-specific DNA binding; DNA-binding transcription factor activity, RNA polymerase II-specific.
CAUAAGCGUACUCACACAAAAGAAAAACCUUUCCAGUGUACAGUGUGUACUAAAACGUUCUCCUUGUCUGGUAAUUUAACCAUUCAUAUGCGUAUUCACACCAAAGAGAAGCCUUUUCAGUGUACAGUCUGUACAAAAAGGUUCUCCAUUUCUGGUAAUUUGUCUGUUCAUAUGCAUACUCACACAAAAGAGAAGCCUUUCCAGUGUACAGUGUGUGCAAAAAUGUUCUCAAGUCAGCAAGUUUGACUUGGCAUAUGCAUACCCACACAGUUUAAAUAAAUCAAUUUCUUCUCUACUGGUGUGUGUUACCUGUGUUAUAUUAUGUUCCUAAAAAUAUUCAAAUUUAUUUAUCCUUAAUGAAAAUUACAAAGUUUAAAACUUAGUAUAAAAUACAUUACUUGAACUAAUACAUUUCAAGCCUUUUUUUUUCAAUUAUCAAUGUUACUUCAUAAUACUAGUUAUCUCAUUUAUACUAGUUACUAAUACUAACUCGUAGAUCAUAAUUUAUACAUUAUAUAGUUUAAUAAUAGUGUAUCAUGGUGAUUGGAAAGUAAAGAAUGUCUCAGUUGAGUUUCAUUGUCAAAUUCAUUGACCUAAUAGAUCAAAUUUUGUUAGCUUCUUGAGUUCAGCUUGUUCUUGCAUCUAUUCUUCCCUCGGCCUGCUUAUGCAUCUUUUACUUUUUAGCUUAAGUAAUCCAGUUCCCAAUCCAAGACUAUUUUGAUAAUGACAUAUUUAAUAGUGAAGUCCCCAGGCCACGGUACAAACGGGCAAGUUUGGUGAUGGGGCACUGCACUGGGUUAUCUUCCUCAACUCAUCUGCCUCUAUAUGUUUUUGAAAAAUAUAAUAUCAGAAACAUUUUAUACAAUAUACUUCAAACUCCGGCACAUUAUUCCUUUAUUUUCAUACAGAUUGUAAUAUUUAUCAUUAUAUUCAUCAGAUUUUUAUGCUCUCUUAUAUGCUUAGUAAGUUUUCAUCUAUGUGUUAUGAAUAUUAUGUAAUAUUUCCCUACAAUAUAUUUGAAUACUAUGUAUUGAGAUAAACUCACAAUCAUUUUAUUAGUAAUGUUGUAUGAAUUGAUUGUUACUAAACAACUUUUUACAAACUGGGUACUGAGUGAUUGAGUAAGGGGAUUUUAAUGAUGUUGCCAACCCUAUUAAAGAAAGUGUAGUUUUGGCCUAUGCCAGAAAAGCACUAAGGACUGUUGAUUGAUAAAUGUUCCUAUAAUUGGCAGGCUUUAAUAAGAUGAAACUGAGCUUUUUGGUUUUAAAU